CAGUAAUUAUGCAUCAAGCGGUUAAAUGGUCUCAGAAACUCUUAAUUAAGCCGUUUUGAAACUAGUAUCCAUUGUACUAUGCUCMUGAACACUCAGAACUAAUUAUCAUAUUUUGAUACCAUAUAUGGGAAAUCUAAUAUUCCGGAGCAUGGAACCUAAGRAAUGUACAGCGGCUACACGUUUCAGUCCUCUCUUGAGUUUCUGUCAUGUUUAUCUGUUCCUUAUUACCUGUCAUUUUUGAAUUUAACUUCUGCAGUAGUUACAAGUUUGGAUUGGAUUAAUCUAAAUUUAUGUAUUUUGAAUAAAGUUUGUUUCAUAUGAUGAUGUUUAUGUUGUCUGUAUAAUAUAUGCAACAUAUAUACCCAUUGUUAUGGCGUGUUCAGCUGACCAAUCUAUCAAUACUUGCGGGAAAACCCUGAUUCUAUUAUUAUUAGUUCCUGUCGAAUUGURUUAGGGGAUCACCAUGACAACUUACAGACGUCAUAUCAUGGUACAUGYGUUUUGAAGAUUGAUGCGAGUCAGAUUUUAUAUGACGGUAUUCCAUARCCUGURMAGCUCUCACUUCGGAUGUCAAAAAAUAAUGCCAAUCUAGGUAUGAACAAAGCUGAACCAUCUGAUGACGAAAUCCAUGUCACUGAACAAAUCUGUUGCAACUUCAUUGCAGGGAAUAACCCACCAUGCAACAAGUUGCAAAAAGUCCUCAUAGAAGUGCUAGAGCCCAACAAUCUUGAUAAGCUGCUUUUCACUUUGACAAAAAUGAUUGACCAAAACGAACUGACAGAUAUUCUAGCUUUCCUAAGAUCGAUGGAAGUGCUUGAUUGCUCGGAUUGUGAGUGUAUUAACAAUAAAGAAAUGACAACCAAGAAAGUUAUUGCACUGGUUGAUGUAUUGAACCAAAGAGGUCCUCACAAACUUUGGUACAUGUUGCAUGCAUUACAGCCAAAACAUAAGAUCUUUUUUAGCGAGAAACAUGGCAACAUCAAGUGCUGCAUCUGUGAUGACGUAGAGCGUAUGCAAAUAGGGAAAGUUUCAUAUCAAAAGGAACCAGCGUCAACCCAGGGUGACGUUUUAGAAGAAUUGCGAAGAAAAACAGAUUCAGUGAAAGCAAGUUUCUCCAUGAUUGAAAACAGCAUUAAAUCAAUGCUACUGCCGUUGGAAAACUUGAAAAAUGAAAUUCAUGAUGUCAUGUCCCAUCCCUCCAUCAACGACUCCUGUGGUCAUUCCUGCUAUACCCAUGCCAAUAUCACCAUUCUACAAUGCAUCAAAAACAAAUAUUUCAAACUUUUGGAAAGGUUUUAUAAGACUGAACGAAACAAGGCGACACAGGCGAGUGACAUCCAAGGCGUACUMUGCGAAGAAAUUCCGUGGACAAACCCUUGCCUUGAAAAAAAGGAACCGCAAGAGACCUACUUGGGACUCUUUUUGAAUUUUGAAGAAAGAUUCUUUAAGGAAAUUCGUCACUGCARCCCGCUAAUAACAGUGCAAGAGUGCAUUUGUCGAAUGAAGUCAUAUGCUAAAAACAACAAGAGAACUUUAGUGUGCUUGGUUGGUGCCACUGUUUGCAUUGAGAUAGUUGGUUCGUGUUUGAUCGACUAUGGACUAUCAGCAUAUGGUUAAACAACUGCGGUCAAAAUCCCAAUGAGCCCUUUAUGACAUCAAUAGAGGAGUUAGCMCUAGUUGUUGCAUCAUGGGUAAUCAGGACAAAAUUUCUAAGAGGCGAUGGGGAAAGAGAURCGUUUUUMGCAAUAUUCCGUUUCUCAGUUAAACAUCCCAAACCAAACUCUUUCUGUAGAUUGAUAAUCGACUGUUCAAUGUUUUGUGGCWKUUUUUGAGCCGAUCGUGUAAUUCUUGCUGGGGCACGUUUUUUUUUCAAUGAAUCUUAUCGCAAAUCUACUGCCUCCGUCCUUCUAAUAAUCAUUGUUUAUAUGUGGCUCAUUUGGCUCAAGAACACCACAAUACAUGGAAUACAGGUUUCUCCCCCAACUAUAAAAGUUUGGUCCCACAAAUUUGCUGAAGAAUGGAAAUAUAGCGAAAAAAUUAUCUCUUUCCCCAUCGUCUCUUAGUUAACUUGUCCCGAUUACCCAUCAUUCAUCGACAACUGUAAGCUUCUCUAUUCUUAAUGAUUAUUGAAAAGAACAAUAUCAAUAAAUUCUAAUUAAAGGUUAUGGGUAUCAAACAUGGCGAAAAAGAGCGUUUUGUAUUUAUCCCAUUAUUACCUACACAUGUACGUUCUAAAGCAUAGAAAUCAUAGAAGAAAAUGGAUAUUUUUAUUUAACGUAAUGUGAACAUUUUCCCGACACGRCACCGUUAGUAAAAAWUAAUUAAAAGGUCUUCUUCAGUGCWUGCAAUAGCUGAAAUUGCAUACUACGAAAGUUAUUUCAAMUAUGUUUGUUGGAGAGAACGGCGACAGAGUAUCAACCCUGAAAACACGAUUUAGAGGGUUGGGAAUAAAUUACCCUACACAGUUUUCAUGGUUUUCUGUCUCAGUAAUCAAAUAGAGUAGUUACGUUCUGGGAUAAGUUUCUUCAGAGGUCAUUUUAAUGACCUCUAAUUUAAUGACCAUUAAAAUAUGGCACUUAAUUCGAGGCGCACUCCGGAGGAUAUCCCCAUUCACCAUUUGUUCCAUUUCAUAAAAAAAUGCCAUAAUAUCAUCCAAUGUUGUACAUAUUACAUUAACUACGUAUGAUUAUGAAAUAUUAGUCUCAGCUGGUCUAAGAUGUCACUUUUCGGUAUAGUUGAUUAAGAUGAUUAAGUWAUUUCAAUAAACUCUCCAAUUGCAUAUCAUCAUA
Messenger RNA from Exaiptasia diaphana, 2789 nucleotides. RefSeq lists its product as uncharacterized. The transcript has 6 exons. Lineage: Eukaryota; Metazoa; Cnidaria; Anthozoa; Actiniaria; Aiptasiidae. The record is from RefSeq and is a predicted model, not a curated record. Bases 568 to 1617 code for a protein of 349 amino acids. Gene Ontology annotation, biological process: regulation of apoptotic process.